UCUCGAGACGACCCUUUCACGAGGGCUUCGCCGUCGUACCUACGCGCCGCACCGCGUUUCCGGCACCUGUCGUUGUUGGACCCAAUUUACAUGUGUGCCCGAUGCGCGUAGACCCCACGCUUCUGUGAAAUUACGUGAUAUUUCUGCCAAGAAUCUACGUACGCGUAGUCCUGCCGCACGUUGCGUGGAUAAAAAGGCAGAACCGGAGGCGAAGAAUUGCGCAUAGCAGCCAACCCGGCCAAGGAAAGAAUUGAAGCGAGCCAGAGAGAGAGAGAGAGAGAGAGAGAAAUCAUAUCACAUGGCGAACGGCGUGGGCUCGGCGAAACCGGAGAUCUGCGCCGGGUUGGGCAUGCCGAUGGCGGAGCUGGAGCAGGUGUUCCGGCGGUACGACGCCAACGGCGACGGCAAGAUCUCGGCGGACGAGAUGGCGUCCGUGCUGUGCGCGCUGGGCGCGCCCCCGGGGCCAGGGGAGGUGCAGAGCAUGAUGGAGGAAAUGGACGCCGACAGGGACGGCUUCGUCGACCUCCACGAGUUCGCCGCCUUCCACUGUGGCCCCUGCAAGGCCGGCGCCGGCGCGGACGCCAAGGAGCAGGAGGACGCCACGGAGGCGGAGCUCAAGGAGGCCUUCCGGAUGUACGACGCCGACCGCAACGGGCUCAUCUCCGCGCGGGAGCUUCACCGCGUGCUCCGCCAGCUCGGGGACAAGUGCUCUGUUUCUGACUGCUCGCGGAUGAUCCGAUCCGUCGACGCCGACGGAGACGGCAGCGUCAACUUUGAGGAAUUCAAGAAGAUGAUGGGCGGCGGAGGUAGGUGCUAGGUCGGUAUGGCCGGGCCAUGAGCAAACUAUGCUGCAUGCGUCCUUGAGGGUUUAGUUCCUUCAUGAUGCUUACUUUAAUUUUAAUUAAUCUCAAAUUCGAAGGCUAAAUGCGAGCACUAAUGAUGAUGCGGGUGAAGUGAUUAAUAAUUAUGUAAAGCUAAUCUGCUACUCCUUCGUCGUCACAGUUUAGAAGACACAGUUAAAUUUACGUGCAUUUCCAUAAUAAAAAUAAGGUUUAUGACA
Molecule: messenger RNA, 1060 nt
Organism: Hordeum vulgare subsp. vulgare (domesticated barley)
Lineage: Eukaryota; Viridiplantae; Streptophyta; Magnoliopsida; Poales; Poaceae
Product: probable calcium-binding protein CML18
Exons: 1
Coding region: 299-817 (172 amino acids)
Molecular function (GO): calcium ion binding
Source: RefSeq, a predicted model, not a curated record